Messenger RNA from Physcomitrium patens, 1780 nucleotides. RefSeq names its product NADP-dependent D-sorbitol-6-phosphate dehydrogenase. Gene Ontology annotation, molecular function: aldose-6-phosphate reductase (NADPH) activity. The record is from RefSeq and is a predicted model, not a curated record. NCBI's taxonomy places the organism in Eukaryota, Viridiplantae, Streptophyta, Bryopsida, Funariales, Funariaceae.
AGAAAUCGCCGUCGCAUCGGUGCCGUCUAGAUCUCGCAGACUACUCCAAUCAUGCCCCUGUUGCUAAUUAUCCCCUUCGCGGAGAUCAGCGCCUAAUCUGCCCUCCUCGUCUUGUACACCAGAUCACGCUGCCUGGCAUCUAUCUUCUCUCUCGCUCUGUCCAUUUCCUAUUACAGCUCGCGUUCCUCGCUGAUUCACGAAUUCCUCUCGUUGUUCGCAAUUGUGGUGAGAGCCUUCGCCAUAGCCAUCGAACCGAGGAGCCCGAGAAGAACACCAAUCUUCUGCCGGAGCUUCUGUUGCUGCUGGACGUGCUACUAGUUUUGUUGCCGUGUUUCGAGGAGGAGCGGGUGAGCUCCGCACGUGGAGCGCUCGAUGUUGCGAGUGCUGGUUGUCGUUUCGGUGGUUGUGGUUGUUGAUGAGCUGAGGUGAUCGGUGAUCGGUUUUGCGAAGCGUGGAGUUGUCAGAUUUGGGUUAUCUCUUGUUGAUGUUUUGUACGUGUUUCGCAUACGGUAGACGAUAAAAAAAGAAAGAAAAACAUGGAGCAGAAGACGGUGACGCUUAACAGUGGGCACAAGAUGCCCAUGGUAGGUUUGGGUGUCUGGCGUGCUGACCCUGGGGUCAUCCACAACGUCAUCUUGGAGGCUAUAAAGAUUGGCUACCGUCAUCUUGAUUGUGCAGCUGACUACGGCAAUGAGAAGGAGGUCGGAGCAGCUCUUGCUGAUGCCUUCAAACAGGGCUUGGUCAAGCGCGAGGAAAUGUUUAUCACUACCAAGCUCUGGAAUAGUGACCACGGCCAUGUGAGGGAAGCAUGUGAAGAUAGUUUAAAGAACCUUCAGCUCGAUUACUUAGACCUGUACCUGGUUCACUUUCCUGUUGCAACUCGCCAUACAGGUGUGGGUACCACCUCAAGUGCACUAGGUGACGAUGGAGUCCUGGAUAUUGAUGUGACUAUUUCGAAUGAAACCACGUGGCACGCGAUGGAGGAUCUUGUGUCUGCUGGACUUGUCAAGAGCAUUGGUAUCAGUAACUUCGACAUCUUCUUGACACGAGAUUGCCUCGCAUACUCCAAGAUCAAGCCAGCGGUGAACCAGAUCGAGACCCACCCUUACUUCCAACGUGACUCUCUCGUAAAAUUCUGUUUCAAGCAUGGAAUCUCAAUCACCGCGCACACACCAUUGGGUGGUGGAGCCUCUAACGUGGAAUGGUUCGGCUCCACCUCUGCACUGGAGGACCCUGUCUUGAAGGACAUUGGAAAGAAGUAUAAUAAAACGGCUGCUCAAAUUGCAUUGCGGUGGGGAAUUCAGCGCAAUACUGUGGUGAUCCCCAAGUCGAACAAAGUCGAGAGACUCAAGGAGAAUUUCGACGUUUACGACUUCCAGUUAUCGGAGGACGAUAUGAAGACCAUCAGCUCUCUCGACAAGAAGAUGCGCACUAACCAGCCGGCAUGUUUUUGGAAGAUUGACUUGUUCGCUUAGAGGCCAAUGAUUUGGGAGAAAUCUAGUCAACUCAUAAGGUGAUUUACACCUAAUCACAUCGUUUACGGACAUAGGAUGUAUACAUAGGAUGCUGAACGUACACCGCCGGCAGUGACCUCAACUGGCACAAUAUCCAGUAUGUAAAUUUUGCUACUUCAGAAUGUGAUGUUUACUGCGAUGCUGUCCUCAUGUCUUACUCUCUUGCCUGAGGAUCGUAAAAGGAUUUAGGAAGUAUGCAUUACAAACAUGUAUCGUCAAGUUGCCUUACAUUGGUAGUAAAGACGAUCCGACACUUUUCACAUUUC